Molecule: messenger RNA, 1658 nt
Organism: Physcomitrium patens
Lineage: Eukaryota; Viridiplantae; Streptophyta; Bryopsida; Funariales; Funariaceae
Source: RefSeq, a predicted model, not a curated record
UAUCCAUGAUCGUGAUCUGUAAGCUGCCAAUAGGAUAAAUGGGCAUAAUUAAUUCAGACUCGAUAGCUGGAGGUCACAUCUCCAAUGUCUCAGCAGGUGGCAGAAAUCCAAACUCCGACUCUCCGCCUCAUUAAAACGGAUAGCUUGUGUGAUCGUCCGUGUCCUUGUUCGCUUAUAUUCAACGGGGUUAGUAGGAUUGGCGAUCUCCUACUGGCAUAAUCGCUGGGCUUAUCAUCUCCUGGUGUGCUGUCGAAUCCGAAUGUACCAGCAUUACUUGAUAUGUGUAGUGUUCAGUCUGCUCAUAUGAUUGUUAUUGAUUGUUACAAGAGUCGACUUCAUGAGCUUCUUUUGCUUUGUGCUGAUGUAUGUGAAUACUGUCUGUUGAUCAUUCAAUAAACUUUAGAUGAACCCAGUAGUUUUCGUCGUAUGGUUCAUGGUCUCGAAACAAUUCAACAAUCUUGCGUAGGUUCUGUAAUGUCAAGAGCCGCAUAAUAUCCAGCGUUAGCGAAUCUGUUUUGUUAGUUCACGUUCUGGGAGACACCUCUUCCUAGAUAAUUCGUCAAACUUCUAUAAAUUGCCUGAAUGAAGAUGAGACUCCAAGGUCUGCAAAGAAACUUAACCUUCUUACUGAGUGUUAGUCAAGCAUUUCGGACAUCUUCCAUUGAGGUAGCAAUGGUUACAGCAAAGAUCUCCCACUUUGUGAUCUUCGUCAAGUUGGAUUUCGUCAACCUUGUGUCUUCAACCCAGCUGACGGAGUGAAAAUGAAGAUUGAGGGGUCAGGAAACGUGCGAAUCUAAGUGUGAGACUUCAAAUUCAAAUUGCUUUCGAAGACCGAGACGUAGUCCACCGUAGUGAUGGCAUUGAGGACGAUUGUGGUUCAACUUCUAUUGCUUGUCAUACUUUCAGACUGCGAGACCUGCAUGCCGCAGUUGGAGUCGACCGCCGCAUCAGCGAAUGGCUCUGCAGUUGUGACGAAACCUGUUACCUCGCAUGGCGUGGUCUUGAACGAUACGUACACCACCGAGGUGCACAAUGUUACAAAGACCACCACAUCCCGCAGCUUGAUCAGCAAUCCUUGCAAAGGAAGUGAUAUUAAAAUCAACCAAGAGGAGAUAUCGGGGGUGGGAUUGCCUACAUGGCAAGUGCGGAUCAUCAACGAGUGCACUAAUCCCUCGUGCACCAUCUCGAAUGUCAUAGUGCAGUGUGGACUGUUUCAUUCUGGAUUAAUUUUGGUGAACCCCAUGAUUUUCAGGCGUUUGGACGCGAAGCAGGGAACUUGCAUUGUCAACAAUGGACGAACAAUCGGCCGAAUGGAAACAAUAACCUUCAAAUACAGAGAGAUCUGGAUGGAGCCGCUACGUUACAGAUCUGCUCGGAUCUCUUGUGUUGGUGGGUAGACUGCGCUCUCUGCCUGCAGCACUUCCUGUCUCUCCCACCACGCCCAUUACCAAAGGAGCUCGAGGAAUUCCACCAUGGUAUAUAGAUGUACAUAUGUAACCGUAUUUGUAGAGAAACUUAACAUGGUGAUUGCACUGCCACGAUUCGACUAGUUGAGUGAAUCGUAUUUACGGUGGUAGCGACGGCCAUAGUUACUCAAUUCAAUAAAUAAUUUUCUGUGGGUCAUGUUCUUUAGUGAUCUGCACUUUCAUUGUCCCUGA